AUAAGAUAAAAUCCCAUGUCCAAGGCAGAAGGAGAUCUCAGGGAAUCUCUCAUCACAAGACACAGAGCUCAUCCUAAGAAAACACCUUCCUAGGGUAUCAUUACAUUGGAGGCUGAAAACCUACAUAUCCGGUAAAAACCAAACAUGGCCAUAGGGAGAAGUCUUUUCUUUCUGCAGCUCGGGAUAUUUGUUUAUCUGUCUAUAGAAGCAGAAGCUCAAGAUGCACGUCCAGAAUUUCAAAAGAUUCAGUGCCUUGGUCAAUACCAAAUCCGUGGCAUAAAGCGUACGUGCUACAACAAUUGCGACAACCUCAACAGCACAACAGAAGCCUGUGUAAAGCCUUUAUUCUAUGGAUGUAAUUGUAUGGACGGUUAUGUCUUCCAGUCGGCAACCUCCAAUGUCUGUGUUCCGGUGUCCAGUUGCAAUGUCCUUUGCCCUCCAAACAUGCAUUUUGACCCCUGUAUCACAUCAUACCGGAAAACCUGCGCCACUAGGAAUCUACCAUCAGUACUAUUCAAACCCUGCCAGCCCCGAUGUGUCUGUAAUAAUGGGUAUAUUCUGUCUAAUGCUCCGGUCCCAGUAUGUAUAAAGAUUAUACAAUGCUUGAGGAUCACUCCAGUAGAAUCACUUGAUAUCGCUUUAGUCUCAAAGGUCUGAGAUUAUAUUUCUGGUCAUCUCAAUAGUCGGUGACUUUGAUGUUCCUUUUGGCGUCAAAACUCACAAAAUGAAUAACUUUGCAUAACUGGUUUCUUGGUGUGGUGGUGGUGGUGAGUAGGACAUUAUAACCAUAGAUAGUCCUGGAGGUCAAUCAUAGACAUUGACAUGGACAUUGUAGUCUGAAAGGGGUACUUUGGUGGAAAACAAUAUAUUUUCGUAUCCAGAAAGUUAAACAGAUUUGUAAAUCACUUCUAUUAAAAAAAAUAAUCCUUACAGUACUUAUCUGCUGCUGUAUGCUACACAGGAAGUUGUGUAGUUCUUUCCAGUCUGACCACAGUGCUCUCUGCUGACACCUCUGUCCAUGUUAUGAACUGUCCAGAG
Molecule: messenger RNA, 1038 nt
Organism: Hyla sarda
Lineage: Eukaryota; Metazoa; Chordata; Amphibia; Anura; Hylidae
Product: alpha-tectorin-like
Exons: 4
Coding region: 145-657 (170 amino acids)
Source: RefSeq, a predicted model, not a curated record